AUCCCCAGCCACUCAUCUCAGGUGAACGAGGGACUCCUGCAAGCAAAGCAAACAUGCGUGAAUGUAUCUCCGUCCAUGUUGGCCAAGCUGGAGCUCAGAUAGGCAAUGCAUGCUGGGAGCUCUACUGCCUGGAGCACGGCAUCCAGCCGGACGGUCAGAUGCCCAGCGACAAGACCAUUGGAGGAGGAGACGACUCUUUCAACACCUUCUUCAGUGAGACUGGAGCCGGUAAACAUGUCCCCAGAGCCGUCUUUGUGGACCUGGAGCCAACGGUCAUAGAUGAGGUCCGUACAGGAACCUACCGCCAGCUCUUCCAUCCUGAGCAGCUGAUCACCGGAAAAGAAGAUGCAGCCAACAAUUACGCCCGCGGUCACUACACCAUCGGCAAGGAGAUCAUCGACCUGGUUCUUGACAGGAUCCGUAAACUG
This is a messenger RNA of Plectropomus leopardus (leopard coralgrouper), 428 nucleotides long. Lineage: Eukaryota; Metazoa; Chordata; Actinopteri; Perciformes; Serranidae. The record is from RefSeq and is a predicted model, not a curated record.